AUAAUAACGGACUGAACGACGAAAGCUUGUCGAUUCUCUCCAACACCAUGUCCUCCUCGCUGCUCCCAUGGAAGUGGGCAAUCGAAGCCCUAGCCGACAUUCCUGAUGUAUCCACCUCCGUUCUGAGCGCUUUGGCCGCUAGGGUUCCGGAAGUGAUCGCCGAUCCUUCCGGCUCCGUAAGAGAGAGGCUUGCUCUGAGAUACCUCGAGGAGUGCUCGGGUAUGGCUUGUGGGGAGACGCCGCCGGCUGUGGCCACCAAUGCUCCUUCGAUGUCGGCUUCUGCAAGGAAGAUUGAUGCGGCCCUAACGUGCGAGGAGGUUCUGAUGUCUAAAAUGGCAGCAGCAAACGAUGAUGGAACGGGAAAAGCUUGCCUUGAUGAUGGCGAUCUUCACCAAUUUAUACUUUUGAAGAAGGCGACGCUUCCGAAAUCAUCUAUUGAUCUGCUGAAGGAGAAAAUUCUCAGAAGCCAUCAUCCUGAUUGUGUUAAUCAUCUCACUUCUAACAAUACUGGAGAUCAUGAUAACAUAAAGAAAAUCAUAAGAACCAUGAAGCAUGCAAACCCAUGGUUGAAGAAGCUUUCUAUAAUCAGAAAAUAUCGAGAAUUGAAAAAUCUCGAUAAUAAUUCGCCUUCGAGUACUUUCGACGGAUCUUCUCAAAGAACUUUGAGAACUCCGCAGCAUUUCCUCAAUCAAAUACUUCCUGACGACGAAAAGAGAAAUCAGCAAACUACUUAUGUUCCUGCUCCAAAUGACGACAUAAGCCACUUCGAAGGAUCGCAUCGAUCCGCACAACAAUCUCAGAGUCAAAUGGUUCUUCCAGAUGAUAGAGCUGAUUUGCACGAAGUAGCAGAGCAGACUUCGAUGCCUCCGUCAUCUCUGCAAACCUCUUGCAUAAAAUGCGGUACAAGCGGCCAUCUUUUGAACUGUAACAGCGACGGCUGUUCCAGAUCCAUUCAUAGAAGCUGCUUGGAUAUGUUGCCUGGUGUUGACGAAAAUUGCCAUUUCUAUUGCCCCUUCUGUGCUUAUCGAAAUGCACGAAUAAUGUACGAGAAAUCGAAGCGAAAAGCUCGGGAAGCUCGCAGAAACCUUUUGUCGUUCUAUCAUAUCAGUUCGACAGCUGAAGUCCCGAGAGAGAAAGUUUCUUCUGCAAAAACUUGGGCAGAAAGUGUGCCGGAAUGCGAUGAGACUCAAAAUAAUGAAACGAGCGAAUGCGAGUUUCUCCGAGAAAGUCACCCUGAAAAUUUUCAAAAUCAGCAGAAUGAAUUUAAAGGCGCGGACCAUGAGGUUGGGGAGAUUAAAAAUAUGCGAAAUGGUGAUGCGGAUCAGAAACAGAUAUCUUUAGAGGGAAGUGAAAGAUCAGCUCAGAAGGUCGAAGGAGAGCUCGAUCAUAAUGCGAAGAGAAAGGCUUUAGCUUUGCAGAUCGGCGAGAGUUUUUCGAAGCGAAGCAGAGGAAAUAAAGCUGCAAAGAUCGAUAAUGAGGGAGUUGUUGAAAAUCAGGGAAAGGGCAGCUCAUCUUCAAGAGAGUUGAGGAAGAACAUGCAUCACCGGAAUCAAUGCAUUAAUCUGAAACCGUCCCCCAGCAGGAGAACAAUUCUAGUUUGGAAGCCGGAGGAAGAAGAAGCUUUAGCGGAAGCCAUGGAGAAGGUUCCGAGAAAUGAAGAUGGAAGCAUCGCAUGGAUAAAGAUAUUGGAACAUGGCCGGCGUUUUCUUCAUCCAUCUCGCACUCCCAUUGACCUCAAGGACAAGUGGAGAAAUAUGCAGAGAAAACUAGCUAAAAAAAGACUUUAACUUCUCCUUUUUUUUUUCUUUUACAUAUAUAUCCCUGUAAAUUUUAUUUUUGGUUUGCUUUGAUGGCUUGUUGUCACUGAGGCAUGAAGUCUCAGGAUAUCCUGUGUAAUUUUAGAUUUGCACUUUUCUCCAUGUAAUUAGUUAUUUUUGCUGUAAAAUUGGUGUAUGCUAACUAGGGAAAAAUAUUACAUCAGGACUCCUGACGUAGAGCUAUGUUCGGAUUGGAAUAUUCGGCUGUGUUAUGAGAAUAUUUCAUCUGCGUUAUUUGUAAAAAUGAUGUGUUAUUCAAGUAAUAUAUGAUGUUAUUCGAUUAUUUUGCGUUGUUAUUCGAAUAUUCCAUCGUGUUACUUGAUUUGGGGCUAUGUUAUUCGCAUAUUUCCCGUGUUAUUUCAAUUUUCAUUAUAUUAUUGGAAUAACACAACCCUAAAUCAAGUAAUGCGAGGAAAUAUUCCAAUAACACUUCAGCCCCAAAUCAAGUAAUGCGAUGAAAUAUUCAAUAACACCGC
This is a messenger RNA of Phalaenopsis equestris, 2293 nucleotides long. RefSeq lists its product as uncharacterized. The transcript is spliced from 6 exons. NCBI's taxonomy places the organism in Eukaryota, Viridiplantae, Streptophyta, Magnoliopsida, Asparagales, Orchidaceae. The record is from RefSeq and is a predicted model, not a curated record. The coding region runs from base 48 to 1787 and encodes 579 amino acids.